AUUUGUAGAUAGGUCUCCUGACGGACGCCCGAUAACACGAUCAAUAAUGUUAAAAUUAAAUUUAAUCGCCAUCUUUUGUUUUCUGACGCUGUCAAAUGCGUAUUUCGCGCCGAAUAUAUUUUUGAAUCAUGGCGGCGGCCCUUAUCCCGUUUUACGCGAAGAACAUAAUAUAGAAAUAGCUGAUUCAUUGAAAAAUAUAUCGAAAAUUAUGGAUUUGGAGAAAUUAAGUGCGAUUGUUAUUGUAACGGCGCAUAGGGAAGAGGAUGUGGUCACGAUAACGUCAAGCCGACAACAGUCUCUAGUCUACGAUUACUAUCAUUUCCCGCCAGUGAGCUAUACUUUCAAAUAUAAUGCUCCAGGAGACCCAGAAUUGGCAAGACGAAUCCACAACGCAUUCGAAGCAGCCGGCAUCAAAUCACAACUAGAUGACCAAAGAGGUUGGGACCACGGAGUUUUUAUACCAAUGAUGUUAAUAAACCCAAAGGCAGACAUCCCUGUUAUACAAGUAUCGAUAUUAAAAAACCAAGACGCGAAACAACACUACGACAUCGGAAAAGCGUUGUUCCAGUUUCGAAAAGAAGGCGUCGCCAUCUUUGGUUCCGGAAUGUCAUAUCACAAUAUGGCGGAAUUCGAUAAAGUUGAAAGAAAUUUGAAAAAUGUCGAGGUUAAUAUCGUUAAUCACGACUUUGAUAAUUUCUUAAAUGAUGUUUGCACGGGUGAGGUUGAAAAUAGGCAGAAAAUAUUACUGUGGGAGCAACAGAGAGGUGGUUAUGAAAGCCAUCCGUUAGGAGAAGCUGAUCAUUUAAUGCCGUUGAUAGUGAAUGCAGGCGCGGCUGGAACGCGUCCGGGGAGGAAAUAUUUUGAAUCUAUAUUUUUGUACAAAUUUCUGUUGAGCGGUUUUAUUUGGGAUGAUGAUGAAUAAAGAUUAGUUAAUCAA
Messenger RNA from Trichoplusia ni (cabbage looper), 937 nucleotides. Its product is annotated as extradiol ring-cleavage dioxygenase-like. NCBI's taxonomy places the organism in Eukaryota, Metazoa, Arthropoda, Insecta, Lepidoptera, Noctuidae. Gene Ontology annotation, molecular function: ferrous iron binding; oxidoreductase activity, acting on single donors with incorporation of molecular oxygen; zinc ion binding. The record is from RefSeq and is a predicted model, not a curated record. The transcript has 2 exons. Bases 47 to 922 code for a protein of 291 amino acids.